Molecule: messenger RNA, 1083 nt
Organism: Mycena indigotica
Lineage: Eukaryota; Fungi; Basidiomycota; Agaricomycetes; Agaricales; Mycenaceae
Product: AAA domain-containing protein
Exons: 9
Coding region: 13-1083 (356 amino acids)
Biological process (GO): DNA-templated DNA replication; DNA repair
Cellular component (GO): Ctf18 RFC-like complex; nucleus; Rad17 RFC-like complex
Molecular function (GO): DNA binding; DNA clamp loader activity; ATP hydrolysis activity
Source: RefSeq, a predicted model, not a curated record
UUCCACUCACCCAUGUCGCUCUGGGUCGACCAGUUUCGUCCGCGCACACUCGAUGACCUGCACUACCACAAGAACCUCUCGACGCGACUAAAAUCACUUGCUGCCUCCGGGGACUUCCCUCAUAUGCUCUUCUAUGGGCCAUCCGGCGCCGGAAAGAAGACGCGUAUUUCGGCAACCUUAAGGCAGUUGUUCGGAGCAGGGGCUGAAAAGCUCAAAAUCGACCAACGCGUGUUUCUCACCCCCUCGAAGCGCAAAAUUGAGGUCAACCUUGUGACGAGCAACUACCACAUUGAGAUUACCCCGAGCGAGGCGGGGAACUACGACCGCGUUGUCAUCCAAGAACUGCUUAAGGAGAUUGCGCAGACGCAGCAGGUGGAUAUGAAUGCGAAGCAGAGGUUUAAAGUUGUCAUUAUCAAUGAAGCUGACUCGCUUUCGCGCGAUGCCCAAGCUGCGUUAAGACGAACAAUGGAAAAAUACAUGUCCAAUAUGCGUGUAAUUCUGUGCGCCAACAGUACCAGCAAGCUCAUCGCACCGAUAAAAAGUCGUUGUCUGCUCAUGCGUGUGCCGGCGCCCAAUUCCGACGAAAUGACUGCAGUCCUCACUCAUGUGGCGAAACGGGCCUACUUUGACCUGCCGCCAGAAGCAGCGCAAGAGAUCGUGAGCGACUCAAAUGGGAACAUGCGGAAGGCAAUUCUCGUACUUGAAGCGCUCAAGAUGCAGUCACCGGACCUCUCUGGGCCACUCUCGAUCGCUAAACCCGACUGGGAGACAUACUGCCAUAAGAUCGCCAACCUGAUCGUGACUGAGCAGACACCAGCACGCGUCAUGGAAAUCAGGACCAAGUUCUACGAACUGCUAAGCCACUGUAUACCGCCCACUGUCAUUAUCAAAACAGUCGCGGAGGCUCUGGUGACGCAAGUCGAUGAGCCGCUGAAGCCUGAAAUCAUGCAUUGGGCGGCUUUCUACGAGGUACGCAUGCGAAUCGGGAGCAAGAAGAUAUAUCAUCUGGAGGCGUGGGUGGUCAAGUGUAUGAGUUUAUAUAAGCAAUCAUUCUUCCAGUUUGACAUGGACGACUUUGACUAG